UCCCUUCAUCUGUUGUAUUAAAUGGACCUUUGUCUUCACACAUUCUCUCAUACAUAUCUUACCAUCGUUAUUACCAACUUUCUCAUUCUAUCACGGUUUAGUUCUACACAAACUGAGGACAACUCGGCAACUAGUUAGCUCAAGAACAAACAUACAUUCAGUAGGAAAAUGGUGAUCAUGGAACGCACAGAGAUUGACACUCGUGCCCCAUUCAAGUCUGUCAAAGAAGCAGUUAUGUUGUUCGGAGAAAAAGUAUUGGUUGGGGAAAUUUAUGCCAACAAGAUCAAAGAGAUGCAAGUUGAAGGGAGUGCACAAACCAGAGGUGGGGCAAUGGCAGCUGAGCUGGAAGAAACAAAGCAAAGUCUUGAGGGAGCCAAAGAAGAAGCUAGCAUGCUGGUUCAGCGCAUCAAGUCCCUGAAGAAGGAACUGGAACAAACAAAGAAAGAACUCGAAGACACAAAAGCAAGGGAGAAAAGGUUGCUGCAGGGACGGGAUGAUCCAGAGAUUGAAGACCUCAAGUUCAUUGCAACCAAUGUGGAAAUCAAAACACCAAGCAAUGAGGAGACAGUUGAGUUCCAAAGGAGAAGAUAUGUGAAAUUCGCUAGUCCUCAUGCACUUGCUCAUGUGAUUCCUAACAAGGGUGAAUUGCUUGGGAGACCCCCUUCUGUCAAGAAGACUAAGAGGAAGCCACUGAUGCCUUUGAUAGGAUGGCUUUUCUCUAAAAAGAAAGGAAGCCACGAAAUUGACUCUCCCAAAGCCUGAAAAGUCCUUCUCACCUUCUUAGUUCCCUAACUUGCCUCUAUUCUUCUCAGUUUUCCACAAACAUGUGUUGGGUGCCCUCAGUUUCUCAGAUUAAUAAUUACCCCUCGUUUUUUUGUUCUUUGUUUAUGAGGCGAAAGUUGGCCCCUCUCAAUUUUGUAAAUUUGUACUUCUAAUUUCCUUACUGAGCUGGCCUGCUUUGGACCUUGCUUGGUAGAACAAGAGCUUCUGGAACAGUAUGAAUUCGAACAUGGGACAAUAAAGUGCUUUUGGGUAUAUUGUAUUCUGUAUACUCAGUAACAUAUAUCUACAUCUACCACUUAGUUUU
Molecule: messenger RNA, 1087 nt
Organism: Vigna angularis (adzuki bean)
Lineage: Eukaryota; Viridiplantae; Streptophyta; Magnoliopsida; Fabales; Fabaceae
Product: WEB family protein At2g17940
Exons: 2
Coding region: 169-762 (197 amino acids)
Source: RefSeq, a predicted model, not a curated record